Molecule: messenger RNA, 1946 nt
Organism: Polypterus senegalus (gray bichir)
Lineage: Eukaryota; Metazoa; Chordata; Cladistia; Polypteriformes; Polypteridae
Exons: 6
Coding region: 101-1366 (421 amino acids)
Source: RefSeq, a predicted model, not a curated record
GGAUGGGUGCCAAAGCUUCAGCUGCACAUGCCGGCCGAGGGGUCUGCAAAGCCGUGCAGUUAGGGACGUUAUUCGGGGUCUGUCGUGUUCGUCGUUUACAAUGGAAAGUCAACUGCAAAUGACGUCCAAUGACAGACGUUCGGCAAAAUUCAGAACAAACACUCCACUCGAACUGAAAAGGCAGCGCUGGGAAGGCAAAGCAAAACAGGUCAAUCAUCUUGCAUUUGAGCCGAAGAAAAUCACAUCCUACGACUUCACUGCAGAUGGCACAGAUGGCAGGAGGUCUACCAGACAUGCGUCCACAGCCUUUCUAGAAAUUCCAUUUCUGCAGAGACCCUGGUCAGCCCGAGUCAUGGAGAGGAAAUCCCACUGGACGAGAGGAAGCACGUCUCUCCCAGAAUGCAGUUCGGCAAUCAAGAAUGGCCUGUUUGACUCCCUGAGAGCUGAAGGGUCCGUCUGCCAUCUGCAAGAAAGAGCGAGCAGCAGAGGCUCCCUACCCGGCACGUCUCGGCUUUUGAAGAAGAGAUUUACAAGCGCGGCCGAGUUUGCUCCUGAGACACAUUCCCAAAUAUCGACAUUCAACACUGAAAGUGAACCUGAAAGUCUGUCAGUGGAAGACCUCGGUAGCCAACCAGAGGAGCUGCCAGAAUUCCCCAUUAAAAGACUAAACUCAGUUCCUCCGGACCCACCGGACCCACAUGGAUCUCCCGAGUCUCUGCAUUUUUACCUGCCACGGCCAAACAUGGAGGUCCAGGAGGAAGAGGAAGCCCCCCGUCUGAGGUUCCAGAUCCCACUUCAAGACGGCCUGGACACUUUGCAUUAUCUGGAUGCAGACCAUGAUGAAGAAGAACAAGAAGAAGAAGACACAAACAUGAUGAGAACCAGCAAGAAGCCUCCUGCCAAAAACCCUCCAGGUCGACAAAUCCAAAAUGUCCCUCGGAAGAGAAAACAGAUGACGUCUGGUCAGAACAAUCCCGCCACAACUCCAACCGUUCUUCCAAGUGGCUGCCCUGGUAUAAGUGGACAUUCCGGUGGAAAAGCCAGGCACCUACUGGAAGAAGCACGAGAUGAUGCCUUGAACCGUGUGGAGGAUACGCGGGAGGACAGGAGCUUAAGCCACAGCAGUGUGAGGAAGUCAGACACUAAUUACUACGAGAGGGCUCGUCUCAUGUCCGGAUGUGGGGACAGCGGCAGGGUGAAGACCACAAAGACCAUUGAGUUCAGCCAACAUGGCCCAAGGGAGACCAAGACGGUGUUGGUGAUCCAAGCCAGUAAAGGCCCACCAAGGCCUAGAAGUGGAGUCUCCAUAAUGACCGGAGUGGAGGGUAUUCGGGCGUCCUGUCUGGAGGCUUCAUCUCUCUGCUAAUCAUGGACAGUGCAAGGCGGUGGGUGUUCUUUAGGGGGUCUUCAUGUAGGAAUGACCAAUGCAAGCUAAUGGAGGACCAAAUAUGGGUUUGAAAUCUCCAAAUCCUGACUACAAAGAUUGGAAGGGUUUGCCUUCAUGUUAUCCAUCCAGUGACUGAUCCCACUAAGUCCAUUUUAGGGCCACCAGAGUGAAUCACAGAAGGGACCACCCCUGCACAGGAGACUGGUGUAUGACCACGCCUGAUAAAUUGCACACCCACAUUCAUUCAAAAGUUAACACUUCGAUACUUCAAUCUUCAUUUUCAUCCGGGUGGGCUCACUGUCCGAAUCAAAGAAGCCAACAGCUGUUAAUAUUUUGGGCCAGCCUUUUGCUAUGCCGUUCCAGCUACAACCAAGGUCUUCCCAUCUCAAGGGCCAUCUCAUUGGAGGUCUACCAGAAUGUCAUCAGACAUGCGUACCACAUUUCUUAUCCAUGGGUACUUUCAUUUUAACAUUGCCAUGAUAAGUCCACAUCAGAUCAUCUUUUACAACAUCUUCCUGUCCUCUAGCAUCUUCCUCUGUAAAACCCACCACCUUCAUGU